AUGGCCUCUGACUCCGCGGCCGCCGCGACGGUGGACGGCAGCGCGCUCGCGGGGCGCGCGCUGGCCGCGGCGGGCACGCGGCACAUGUUUGGGGUAGUGGGCAUCCCCGUCACCUCUCUCGCGUCCCGCGCCGCCGCGGCCGGGGUCCGCUUCCUCGCCUUCCGCAACGAGCAGUCCGCGGGGUACGCCGCCGCCGCCUACGGCUUCCUCACGGGCUCCCCGGGCGUCCUCCUCACCGUCUCCGGCCCGGGAUGCGUCCACGGCCUCGCGGGCCUCUCCCACGCCACCGCCAACGCCUGGCCGCUCCUCAUGGUCUCCGGAUCCUGCGACCAGGCCGACGCCGGCAGGGGCGACUUCCAGGAGCUCGACCAGAUCGCCGCCACCAAGCCCUUCGCCAAGCUCGCCGUCAAGGCCACAACCAUCGCCGACAUCCCGCGCCUCGUCUUCCAGGCCCUCGCCGCCACCGUCUCCGGUCGCCCCGGAGGGUGCUACCUCGAUAUCCCGUCCGACGUCCUCCACCAAACCCUCCCUGAAUCCGAGGCCGCGUCUCUCAUAGCAACAGCAGCCGCCAAUUCGGCCGCAUCCGAUCCUUCCCCGUCGAAGCACAAGUCCCUAGACGAGGGAAUCGAGAAACCUGCGGACCUGCUCCGGCGUGCGGAGCGGCCUCUGGUUGUGUUUGGGAAGGGUGCGGCGUACGCACGCGCGGAGGAGGCGAUUCGGAAGCUGGUGGACACCACGAGCAUCCCCUUCCUCCCGACGCCGAUGGGGAAGGGGGUCGUGCCUGACUCGCAUCCACUCUCCGCCACGGCGGCACGCUCACUCGCCAUCGGGCAGUGCGAUGUGGCUCUGGUCGUCGGUGCAAGGCUUAAUUGGUUGCUUCACUUUGGCGAGCCACCCAAGUGGAGGGAGAUUGAGCUCCGGAAGCCACAUGUGGGGAUUGUUGGGGAUGCGAAGAGAGUAAUUGAGCUGAUCAACCAGGAGAUCAAGGAUAAUCCAUUCUGCUUGGCAAGGUCGCACCCAUGGGUUGAAGCGAUCACGAAGAAGGCCAAGGACAAUGUUCUUAAGAUGGAGGCGCAGCUAGCGAAGGAUGUUGUGCCGUUCAAUUUCAUGACACCAUUGCGGAUAAUCCGGGAUGCGAUCCUUGCUGAGGGGAGUCUGGCUCCGGUAGUGGUCUCAGAAGGGGCGAACACCAUGGAUGUUGGCAGGGCUGUGCUUGUGCAGAAUGAACCAAGGACAAGACCGGAUGCAGGGACAUGGGGGACGAUGGGUGUUGGAUUGGGGUACUGUAUUGCAGCUGCAGUAGCUGAACCCGAAAGACUUGUGGUUGCUGUCGAGGGCGACUCUGGAUUUGGAUUCAGUGCAAUGAAGGUUGAGGUAUGA
Miscanthus lutarioriparius is the source of this 1380-nucleotide messenger RNA. The record is from the annotation of a GenBank genome assembly. Lineage: Eukaryota; Viridiplantae; Streptophyta; Magnoliopsida; Poales; Poaceae.